UAGCUAUUUUUCCACAUGAUGGCUGCUGGUUGCUUUUGCAGUAAAAGGGGAGGAGGAAACAGCAGCAGCGCGACCUCCAUGGUUUAUCGUCCAUCAGCUCAGUUACUGCCUGGGCUUCAACUUGGAAACAUAUAUUCCCCUUACGGAGCGGGCCCGCUACUCUGGGAAAAAUUCGCCACCGAGUGGACUUGCUUGAGGAUUAAAUCAAGUAUUUUGAGCCGUGUGAGAGAGACCAUCCCAGUUCCUGUCCAUCCAGUAGGACCAGUUCCCGCUAUCCACCAAGCCACCAGGGAGUGGGUCUAACGUUGUGUGUUCAGUCACGAUGGGACAAUAGCAGAGGGUAUCGACGCUCUUCUUCCUUUUCCCCCAUCCCCUCCCCCACUCCCUUGCAGGACGCUCCACAGAAGCCCUCCCGCUAGCAAAUACAGUCACUCACCCACCCACACAGAGCCACUCCUCCUCCCACGCCGGUCCCAGACCACUCGCCCUGCCUCCACAAGCAGUCAGGCAACGAGCGGCGGGUGGGAGGCUGUGUAAUCCUGCAAAGUGAAGCUUUUGUGAUGGCCACUGUUAUUGUUGUUGCUGCUGCUGCCGGAGCCUCCCUCAGGAGGCGACGCGAGGGAGCACAGGAGGCGGUGUGAAGCUCUCACAAAGGCAGAAGGACACACGCCAUCGGACCUCAGGAGAAUGCGCUUUGCGGGGAGACAAAUGGAAUCCACGGGGAAGUGAAAGCGCAUGAUGUGGCACCGGCAACGCCUCCUAUCACCAGUCGAAGAUCGUACCAAAAGUCAACUUGGGGAAAUAUUUGAAACACACCUAACGUGCAGCAAAGCAAUGCAGUGAACACGGAGGAGAGUACUUCAGCGUUUUUAAUUUUUUUUUUAACUUUUGAAUAUAUUUGCUAUUAGUCGUCUUUUUGGUGGUCUCUGGGAUUGAAAGCUACCAAAAGUGCCUUUAUUUUGGUUUCACUUUUGUACUCGCAUAUAAGUAAUAAUACUUCAGCGACGUUAAAUGUGCAUGCCACAAGUGUCCGGUAAACAGAUAGCUGACAAUCUUCAUCUCAGUUUUGUACGCAAAGCAAAUUCCUCUCCGCAACCCACCCCACUCUUCAUCUGAACUCAGACUUUCCACAUAGCCUCGGCCUGCCCGUCGCCAUGGUGAAGUUGCAGUCCAAAUGGCGCUACCUGUUCAUGUUCCUGGGCAUCCAGCUGGUAGUCAUGGCGCUGCUGUCCCGGGAGGGCUACCAGAAGAGGGUCACCUACUUCAUACGCAUCUUCCGCAAGUUGGAGGGCACAGGGACACCUGGUCGAAACCACACCACAUCCCACGUGCCUGGAGGCGACGUGUAUGCUAACCUCUCCCAACUGUCCAAAGGUCAGAACAGUGGAGAGGUGGUUUUCUACUGCCCCAAGACCUCCCCUCUCAUAGGCGGGCCCAUCCACAUCACUUUCCCGUCGGGACUCACCCUCGCUGAGGUGCAGCGGAAGAAUCCGCUUGUGGUGCGCGGCGGACGCUACCGGCCGCCCGACUGCGAGGCGAGGCACCGCACGGCCAUCAUCAUCCCUCACCGGCACCGCGAGCACCACCUCAGGUUCCUGCUCUACUACCUGCAUCCUUUCCUGCAGCGCCAGCAGCUCAACUACGGCAUCUACGUCAUCCACCAGGCUGGAAACUACACCUUCAACAGGGCCAAGCUGAUGAAUGCUGGUUUCCGCGAGGCCAUGCGAGAGGAGGACUGGGAUUGUCUCUUUUUCCACGACGUGGACCUCAUUCCCGAGGACGACCGCAACACUUACGUGUGCGACUCCAACCCCAAGCAUGCCGCCGUCGCCAUGGACAAGUUUGGCUACAAGCUUCCGUACAAUUUGUACUUUGGAGGAGUGUCGGCUCUCAUGCCGCUCCACUACCUGAAGAUGAACGGCUUUCCCAACAACUACUGGGGCUGGGGUGGCGAGGACGAUGACAUUGGGAUCAGAGUGUCUUUGGCGGGAAUGUACAUCACGCGUCCGUCCCUGAAGGUGGGACGCUACAAGAUGAUCAAGCACAAACUGGACAAAGGCAACGAUGUCAACCCUAAGAGGUUCAACAUGCUGGCCAAGACGCGUCAGAUGUGGAAGGAGGACGGGAUGAACACGGCCGAGUACGAGGUUCUCUCCCGGGAGUACCUGCCCCUCUACACAAACAUCACCGUCAACAUCGGCACCGAGGCCGGCCUGCAUCCGCCUCCUCAGACGGCGGCGCCACCGGCCCGCCCUGCCACGCAGGCCGCCUCUGCUGCCAAACCUGGAAAAUAAUCUCGCUUGCUUUUUUUGUUUCACAUUUUGGCCUUACUUGCCCGCAGGAUGUUUAUUUUUUUGUUGUUGUUGUGAAGAAUCCACUGCAACAAGGUGAGACUGCGCCACUCACUGCGAGCAGAAAGUGAUACGGUAUAUUAGCUAUACUAUAGAGUAUAUAUCAAAUGAUAUUUUCAGCUAGCUGUCGCUGGCGGCUCUCCACUCAGCUUCCUGUGUCCUGGCGGAUUCUUCUUCCAAGAAAAGUUGGACUCUAUGAGUUUGUAUAUCGACAGCACCGCACUCGCUGCUCAAACCUCGUGAUGCCUUAGAACCUCUUUUGCUCGUAUCUUCCUUGGGGGUGUGUUAUGUUUUUUUACUUUGUUUUUUUGGCUGGAGCGUGUCAAGCUGCUACACUCAACAUCACAGUCGCCCUGCUGGAAAUGACUGGAGCAGAUGAACCAAUCAGACAUUUGCACCCACCAGAAAUAGAAAACCUCAACUAGAAGAGUACCAUAAAUGCGAUACGUGAUAACGUGUCCUAAAUGUCAUUGUUGGGCCAUUUUUCAACUUGAUUAAUUUUUGACCACAUGGUGACUUAUGAACAAGAAUAUCGUACAACACGGCAGCAACAAAACCAAGGUUGUAAUUAAGAGUGCACAAUAAUUAUGAGGGAAUUAUGACAUCAUACCGAUUCAAUUUGAUAACAUUACAAAUAUUUAAAAAAAACGCUCCAGCGAGGCGAGAUUACCCGCACUGUGCAACAGCCUUUCAUAACUUCCCCUGAGCUGACCUGUAAACAAAUAUUCACUUUCAGAGACAUUUCACAUGCUAGUUGUACCAAAUGCUCCACCAUGGGGGACCAUUGACCACACCAACAACCUUAUCAGCCACCUGAAACCCUUAAAGUGCAAAAGGUUUGCCAGAGACCUCAGAGCGUCUGCCUGAAUACAGUGCACCUUGCUGGGCCACAGCAGGUGUCUCCUCUCGCUCUGUACUCUGCUUCUCCUGGUAGUAGUGAUGUGGUGGCAGUAAAGUCAUGACAUUUCAUUAGGACUAAUCAAUCAAAUCCUAAUUAGUUCCGGGCCUUCUUACCUCCAGGUGUACACAAACUACACUUCCGUCUAAAUAAAAGAAAUGGAUAUAAAAAAGUUGGAGGUUUUGAUGUCAUAUGAGAAAGAAAAGAUGAUCUGCAUCCACGUCGUGUAGUCUUACACUCAGACGCAUUUGAAGCCAAUCGCCAAUGGCGUUUAAUCACGUGAGCAGCGGGAGAAGGUUCACACACGGAGGAGACGUCAGCCCUUAAUGAGGAUCAAGUGACACAUUUAACUGCAGUUUUCCUUCCAUUUCAACACGGCCAACUUUUACAAUCCAGCCUGAGCACAUCUUGACUUGAUUUUCUGGAAAGGUCACAAGAUGGUGGCAAAAUGUCUUUACUGCAUAGUAGGGGUGUCGCCAGACACUCGUGGGUCUACAAGACAAAAGUACAACGGGAAAAAACCCCAACAAUAUAUUGCAAUCCAUCCAUUUUCUAUCCUGCUUAUCCUCACUCGGGUCGGGGGUAUGCUGGAGCCUAUCCCAGCUGACUUCAGGCGAGAGGCGGGGUACACCCUGGACUGGUGGCCAGCCAAUGGCAGGGCAUGGAUAGACAAACAACCAUUCUAAUUGAAUUUCUGCUAUGUUACACGCUUCUGCACUCUGUGUGUAUGCUAGCUGCCCCGCCUCCACCCACCUGUAUGAUUGACAAAACGUGCCAAGGUGCCAAAACUAGGGAUGUACCGAUCCACACUUUUUGGCAUCCGGUCCGAUUUUUAUUUUUAAUAGUCUUGCUGAUCCAAUCCAGUGCCGAUUUAUUUUUUUAUUUUUAUUUUUUUAUCUUUUGUUACCAACCAAAUUAUUGCUGAAUGUACUUUUUAUUACCCAGCAUGACCAACAAUAUUGUUUGGUUUUUGUAACAAACCUUUUAGUAAGGUCCCUAAUCCAAUAAAAGACCCAAUAAAAGUCCAUCCAAUAAAAGAUGAAAUUGGAAAAAAUGAGCGUGCAAAAUACUUUUCGGGUAGGACUAAUCAUUUGACAUGGUUAUAGAUCCAUUUGUGGUGGGAUUUAGAAUAUGACUUUUUUUUUUUUUUAAACAAACUCUCUUCAAUGCAAGUCAUAAUUUAUUGACCGUCCCUUGUAUAAACAACCAGUGGUUACAGCGGCACUUCCCAUGCGAGCUCCCUGCACCAUGACGCAGCAGUCCGCACACAGUGACGGGGGUAAGUACCGCUGUAGCUACGGAGCCCAAAAUCCGACAUCCAACGUGAAACUAACUUCUCCACGGCAUGGUGGUGUUGGUUUGAGGUGCAUUGCCGCACCUACCGUGUUGGAGUGUGGCCUGGAGUUACCAACGUUAUACAGCAACCGGAUCAUCUUGAAAAUGCAGCCGAUCGGGACAUCCCUAGCUGAAAGCGAUGCACAGAGUGAACCCCCUUCCUGCCUGUUUGGAGGCACGCAUGCUCACGGCAAUAUACUGUAUGUUGUGUGAUGAAUUCAUUUAUCAACCCAGGCCUCAGUGCCCACGAGACAUGUUUUCUUCUGAAGGAGCAAUCGUGUUUUAAUCUCGCGAGAUCUUGUGACACCCCUACAGUAUAUCUUUUUUUUAUUAUUAUUACAUUUUGACGUGCAAAAAUGCAUACUCUUUCUCGGCGCAGGCAUAUACGGAGUUGUAAAUGUCAGUGAUUUAGAAUGUUCUAGAUGACGGCAGUCAUGACAACCACAACAAUAAGAACGGUGGAUAACACAACUUCUUCCUGUCUUUUGCCCUUUUCUUCAGCCAAAAUGCAAAAUGAGUUCUGGUUAUGAAUCAUUCUGGGCUCUACUUUUUCAUGUCAGGGUUUAAAAAAAAAUAUAUAUAUAUAUAUAUAUAAUUAAUUUGCCUUUUGUCUGAAGUAUUUUUUUAUUUUGAUAUGCUUUUAAGUCACGACUCCUCCCUCCCUUCCUUCCUGCCUUCCUUCCUUCUCUUCUUAAGAUGCAGUAAAUCUUUGUAUUUUCUACCUGCAAAAGCCUGUUUUGCCUUCACCCUCACGUGUGGCUGCACUUCAUCAGCGCACUUUGUGUGUAAUCAUCAGAAAUAAGCCCCUCCCCACCAUCGCCUCCACCGCCCCGGUUUGGCUGAAACCAAAGAUGACUUCCCCUGUUUUGCAAGCGAGCUCGCGCUGUCGUGUGCUGCUGCUUGUUAGUUUUAUUAGCGUGACUCCCGAUGGAUUGCUUUGGCCUUUGCAGGCUCCUGUUUCAUCAGGACUUUGUUGUAAGAUGAAGUGUACCACGCCUGCCUUGUACAUACUCUACAUGCGCUACAUGCUCAUGUAUGCAUGACAGUUUUUGUUUUUAUUAUUAUUAUUUGACAAGACGCCCUUGUGACACUGCAGGUUUAGUACUGGACCAGCUGCUGUUGGCUAGCUAGUCUCUCUCUGCCUUUGUGUGUGUGGGGGGGUGGUAUUAAAUUGAGUGGCCUUAAAUUGAGUAAUAAUAAACUAUUGCAAA
Dunckerocampus dactyliophorus (ringed pipefish) is the source of this 5795-nucleotide messenger RNA. RefSeq names its product beta-1,4-galactosyltransferase 3. The transcript has 7 exons. The coding region runs from base 1155 to 2294 and encodes 379 amino acids. Gene Ontology annotation, molecular function: glycosyltransferase activity. Lineage: Eukaryota; Metazoa; Chordata; Actinopteri; Syngnathiformes; Syngnathidae. Gene Ontology annotation, biological process: carbohydrate metabolic process. The record is from RefSeq and is a predicted model, not a curated record.